This is a messenger RNA of Kluyveromyces lactis, 1770 nucleotides long. RefSeq names its product polyamine transporter TPO1 (gene TPO1). Gene Ontology annotation, molecular function: transmembrane transporter activity. Lineage: Eukaryota; Fungi; Ascomycota; Saccharomycetes; Saccharomycetales; Saccharomycetaceae. The coding region runs from base 1 to 1770 and encodes 589 amino acids. The transcript has a single exon. Gene Ontology annotation, biological process: transmembrane transport. The record is from RefSeq and is a predicted model, not a curated record.
AUGUCAACUAAUCUUGACAGUGGUGCUUCAGAGCACGCCGUACAGGCUCGCGCAUCAGGAAAUGAUAAUGUGUCAUAUAGCAGCUCCACAGCGUCGUCAUCAGAUGUCGGUGCUGAUAGACCGUUCCGCGGUGACGAUUUGGAAAAGGGCCCAUCUGGCAGUGGUACUGCUGAUAAUGACGACGUUGCUCUCAAGUUGGUCAAAACUUUCACGAAUCCUGCUUCGGAAACGGAAAUUGCUGUUAAUAGAAGAUUGUCUAGAAUCUUGACAAGUACAGAAGACGAACCAGAUUUGAUAGAAGUGGAUUACUCUGAUGUUCCACCAAUGGGAGGUGGUAGACCUUACCCUAAAGCUUUGCCCGAUAGAGCUCCAUAUGAAGUUACGUUCGAUGGUCCAAAUGAUCCUCUACAUCCUUUCAACUGGCCUUUGAAGAAGAAACUUGUGAUCUGUAUAAUGUUGGGUCUUGACUGUAUUGCCAUCACCAUGGGUUCCUCUAUCUUUGCAUCUGCAGUUACCACUAUUUCUGAAAUAUAUGAAGUUGCCAACGUCGUUUCUAUUCUUGGUAUUACUUUAUAUGUCCUUGGUUUCGCAGCUUCCCCAGUUAUUUACGCUCCAUUAUCGGAAUUAUAUGGUAGACAAGGUGUGCUAUUGAUUGCUUCGUUUGGUUUCGCUUUGUUCCAGUUUGCUGUAGCUACUGCAGAAAAUUUACAAACUAUUUUGAUUUGUAGAUUUUUCGGUGGUUUUAUCGGUGCUGCACCAUUAGCUGUGGUGCCGGCUUCUUUCUCCGAUAUGUUUGACAAUACACAAAGAGGUACUGCCGUUACUAUGUUUGCCUUGGGUGUCUUCGUCGGUCCAAUCUUGGCUCCAGUGUUCGGUUCUUACAUUGUGCAAUACACCUCUUGGAGAUGGACUGAAUACGUUACUGGUAUUUUUGCUUCUGUCAUUUUUGUCCUGUUAUGCUAUUUCUUUGAAGAAACUCAUCACCCAACUAUUUUGGUUAAUAAAGCCAAGAUGAUGAGAAAGAAGACUGGUAAUUGGGGUAUCCACGCAGCUCAUGAAGAAGUCGAACUCUCCAUCAAAGAUGUUUGUCAAAAGACUAUCACCAGACCAAUCUACAUGUUGUUCACUGAACCAAUUAUUUUCUUGAUUACCGUGUACAACUCUUUCGUUUACGGUAUUCUAUAUUUACUAUUGGAAGCCUACCCAAUUGUCUUUGUGAAAGGUUAUCAUUUCUAUGCCAACGGUGAAUUGCCAUAUAUUGCUUUGAUCAUCGGUAUGUUCUUUGCAGCUGUUGUCAAUAUCUACAUGGAAAAGGACUAUGUUAGAAGGGUUAUAGCCAAUAGUGGUAAACCCGUUCCCGAAGCAAGAUUAUUCCCAAUGAUGGUUGGUAGUAUCAUCUUCCCAAUCGGUAUCCUUUGGUUCUGUUGGACUGGUAACUAUCCAAAUAAGGUCCACUGGAUCGUGCCAACCAUUGGUGGUUCCUUCAUUGGUUACGGUUUAAUGGCUAUUUUCUUACCAUGUUUCAACUAUCUAAUCGAUUCGUACUUGUUCUUGGCUGCUUCUGCCAUUGCUGGUAACACUUUUAUGAGAUCUUCUUUCGGUGCUGCAUUCCCAUUGUUUGCUGGUUUCAUGUUCGAAAACAUGGGUACCAACUGGGCUGGUUUGUUGUUGGGUUUGUUCGCCGCUUGUUUGAUUCCUGUCCCAUUCUUAUUCUACAAGUACGGUAGAAGACUAAGGCAAAAAUCCAAGUACGCUUACGACCUACAAUAA